This is a messenger RNA of Plasmodium malariae, 309 nucleotides long. RefSeq names its product ribosome associated membrane protein RAMP4, putative. Gene Ontology annotation, cellular component: endoplasmic reticulum. Bases 1 to 309 code for a protein of 102 amino acids. Lineage: Eukaryota; Apicomplexa; Aconoidasida; Haemosporida; Plasmodiidae. The record is from RefSeq and is a predicted model, not a curated record. The transcript has 3 exons. Gene Ontology annotation, biological process: endoplasmic reticulum unfolded protein response.
AUGGAUACGAUACAGGAUUACGUAAAAAAUUUAAAGGAAAAUAGUUUUUUUAAGUCAUUUAAAAAGGCACAUAAAAAAUACAAAAGUAACAUAUUAAACAAGAUGCCAAGUAACAGAAAAAUAUCUCAAAAGGUAGAUGCCUUUGACAAUAACAUAGUUCAUAGGGGAAACGUUCCAACCUCAUUGGUAAAGAAGGAAAGGAAACAUCCAGUAGGUCCUAUACUUCUCCUUGUUUUUAUUUUUGUUGUCAUUGGUUCAGUUAUCGUUCAAAUGCUCAGCAUGAUACAGAAAUCCAAAGUAUUUGAUUGA